AACUGAGAACCAGACAGUUCAGAGUUCAGUAUCGAUGAUGCAAGUCUGUGGUUCUCAUCUCAUGACCUUUGCACUUUUAACAUGGCUCCGAUUGAUGGCCUAAUACGUGACUUCAUUUUCAUGAGUAUUGGUGUCUUUGUCAUAUUUUUAAUGUAUAAAUGGCUAUUUCCAAAUCAUUUAUCAAAGAUGAGAAAGCGUUUCACGGCAUGGCUAUUAUCUAAAGGCAUGCCGCGAGUACACAAUUAUUGCAAAAACGAAAAGCAGCUACUGUUCAAGAAGUUAGAGAAACAUCAUAAGCAGUUGGGCUGUAGGCUGAACAUACUGGAGGUUGGCAUUGGAUCAGGCAUCAAUGUUGCACAUUUUCCUCCAGACAGCUGCUUAUCAUGUAUUGAGCCUAAUUUUGAAAACCGGGUGUAUGUGGAACAGAACAUCAAAAACAAGGCGCCCAGUAUCAAGCUGGAAAAGUUUGUUGUUGGAUUUGCAGAGGAUAUGCCUGAUUUUAAGGACAAUACAUUUGAUGUUGUUGUCUGCACUUUUGUUUUGUGCUCUGUGCGUAGCCAGGAGAGAGCACUGAAGGAAAUAAGACGGGUGUUGAAACCUGGUGGACUUUUUCUCUUCUUGGAGCAUGUGGCAGCCCCCAAAUCUUCACUUUCCCGUUGGAUCCAGGAAAAACUGCAGGUUAUAUGGCCAUAUUUGUCGGAUGGUUGUAAUUUGAAUAAAGAAACAUGGCAGCAAGUAAAAAAUGCUGAUUUCUCUGAAGUGGACAUAACACAUUUUAAUCUUAGGUUAAAACUUUUACAAUUCCUCAGCUCAGGAAUGUUUGGUGUAGCUAUAAAGUAAUUUUUACCUUAGCCUGCUGCUGUUAGGAAGGAGAUAAUUUAACAUAUCCUGACCAUGUUCUAUUAUAUUAGGCAAUGCAGAAAAUGUUAAUUCUUGCUUUAAAAGUAACUGUGACUUUAAUGCAACACCAAAUCAGGUUUUAUCCCAUUUUCACUCUCCUGUAUUAUGUUGUCACCCUGAAGAUGUAAGAACUUUAAUGAGUAGAUGCCCUUUUAUUUAUUUAUAUGGGAGGUGGUUUAUUUAUUCUUGUGAAAUUAUAUUAUCUUUGGAUGUAUCAUUUUACUUCUUGUUGUAUUUAAUUUAUUGAAUAGUAAACAACAAGCAAUCUGCUACCGCUCAUAUUUUGUAUUUAUUUCAACUAAUGGUUUGGCACUGACCUCCCAGCUAGUCAUAAUCACAUAUACAACUGGCAAGACCUGUCUGAACAUGCCACAGACGAUUGAAAAAGAGUCAAGAGACAACUGUGCUUUAUUGCGACUUAUUGCAGACAUUACGUUCAAAACUAUAAAUAAUGCAUUUUCAUUUACUGUGAUUCAUAUGUAUUGAUCAAUUGCUCUUACCUGGAGAGCAAAUUCCCCUAUAAAUCAUGCCUAACAAUGGAAUAAGCUUGUCCAACUAAAAGCAAAAAAGACAAAUAAAGCAUUAUAUUGGUUCCA
Messenger RNA from Pomacea canaliculata, 1496 nucleotides. RefSeq names its product methyltransferase-like protein 7A. Gene Ontology annotation, molecular function: S-adenosylmethionine-dependent methyltransferase activity. The record is from RefSeq and is a predicted model, not a curated record. Lineage: Eukaryota; Metazoa; Mollusca; Gastropoda; Architaenioglossa; Ampullariidae.